Messenger RNA from Penaeus monodon (black tiger shrimp), 1061 nucleotides. Its product is annotated as calmodulin-A-like. The record is from RefSeq and is a predicted model, not a curated record. Gene Ontology annotation, molecular function: calcium ion binding. NCBI's taxonomy places the organism in Eukaryota, Metazoa, Arthropoda, Malacostraca, Decapoda, Penaeidae. Gene Ontology annotation, cellular component: myosin II complex.
AUCAAAGCGAUCGAACACAAUUACAAUAGAAUAGUAUCGAAGAAAAAGUCCAGAAAAUUACAAAAGUAGGAAGAACGAAAUUGGACUUUCGACCGAAAAAUAUAAAAUAAACACAAACGAAAAAAUCCUUAGAACAACCACAAGAACAACGAAGAACGAGAGAACGAAGAGAACACGACGUCAUAGAAACGAGACACACUGAGGAGUCAUCAUGGCAGGAGUUUUGGGCAACUUCAUGCGCCACUCCCGGGCGAGGUCGGAGAUCCAGAGGCGUCGAGAGGCCCUCAAGGCUGAGAGAGAAGCCCGGAGUAAGAGUGGGUCCGUCGACGCCGUUCCCAAGAGCCAAGCAGGCAAGGGCGGCACUGCUCAGAAGAUCGGCACGCCCUCCAAAAACAACAACAACAAGCAGGUGACCAAGCCGUCCGCCCAGAAGACGCAGGUCAAGCAGGCACCUUCCAAGCAGGUCCAGCAGACGAAAGGAGCGGGCGGCAAGAAAGGCAAGAAAGGCCACAAGCAUCAGCAGUACGACCUCAUUGUGACCAUCGACCUGGUGGAGUACGGACUGACAGACGACCUCGUGGCUGAGUUCAAGGAAGCCUUCAUGCUCUUCGAUAAGGACGAGGACGGCAUGAUCACGACGGCGGAGCUCGGGGUCGUCAUGCGCUCCCUCGGUCAGCGCCCUUCAGAGACGGAACUACGCAAGCUGGUGGGCGAGGUGGAAACUUGCGCCGACGGUACCAUCGAGUUCAACGAAUUCCUGCAGAUGAUGAGCAAGAAGCUGAAGGACAUCGGCAACGGCGACGAACUCAAGGAGGCCUUCAAGGUGUUCGACAAGAAGAACUCGGGAUACCUGUCAUCCACUGAACUCCGCCACGUCAUGACCAGCAUGGGAGAGAAGAUGUCCGAGCAGGAGGUGGAGGACAUGAUCAAGGAGGCAGCCCCGAACGGCGACGGCCGAGUCAACUACGAAGAGUUCGCCAACAUCAUCGCCAGAAAACACUAAAAAGAAAGGAAAUAAAAAGAAAAAAAAAGACUUGCCAGCCACCACAUCCUGCGUCGUG